Messenger RNA from Mangifera indica (mango), 1470 nucleotides. RefSeq lists its product as uncharacterized. The transcript is spliced from 2 exons. NCBI's taxonomy places the organism in Eukaryota, Viridiplantae, Streptophyta, Magnoliopsida, Sapindales, Anacardiaceae. The coding region runs from base 184 to 1329 and encodes 381 amino acids. The record is from RefSeq and is a predicted model, not a curated record.
GGGUCGGGUUAUUAGACCUGGGGUGUUACAUUACAUCACACAGUCGUCUCUAAUUACAAUUUGCCUUCAGAUGGAGAUAAAUUGCAGGUAGCCUAUGCAUUAGAGAAAGCAACUUUGAGUCUUAUCUUAGACUCUACAUUAAACAUUGGUUUAAAAGACAGGGUUCAUUCUCUUUUCAGAAAUAUGACUCCUCAAAAUGCUUUUAGAGUGACUGAAAUGGAGCUUGGAUUGAUAUAUGAUCGUCUUUAUACCAAGGCAACUUUACUCUAUGGACGUUACAUCUUCAUCCUGCGCCUCAUCACUUUUCUUCUCACCUGUUUUGUCUUCCUUUUCUUUACUUUUCUUCAAAGCAAAGACAAGUAUUCAAACAUUGACAUUUGCAUAACAUUCCUUUUACUAGCCGUAGGUAUUUUUCUAGACAUAUAUUCAGCAUUACUCAUACUCUCCUCAGACAGAUUUUACGCUAGGUUAAAUUUUGAUAAAAAGGUCUACACCUCAAAAUUCCGAAUUUGUUCUCAACCAUCGAAGGGUCCUAGGUGGUCAAAUAAAAUGCAUCAGAUGAGCUUUCUGAGCAGCUUCUUGAAGCUCCCGUGGUUGCGUUCCAAAUUGGUCUGUUAUGGAUUUGAAGAAAUCUCCGAAGACUUUCAAAAUUCAGUCUUCCAGUAUUUCAAAGAAAAAGCUGCCACAAGCCGAAGAGAAAACAAUAGUUUACAAGGAACAGAAGGCGAUGAUUGGAUGGGUAGUGAAGCUCCCAAGUUUGAGCAAGACCCGGCAAAAGCCAUUUUAUUCUGGCACAUUGUUACAGAAGUUUCCUUCUAUUUGGAUCGAGAUGGAGAGGAUACUAAGAAGCAGGCUGCUGAAAUUGUUGCAAGUUGUGAAAUUAGCAGACGAAUCUCUAGAUACAUGUUCUAUCUCUUAGUAAAGCAUCCUUCCAUGGUAUCCGUUGGCAUAACUCAGGUUAACCUUCAAAGGACAGCUAACACCGCUUACAGACUGUCACGUUACCAUUCAACUGAAAAAGAAACAUGCGAAAGUUUCUUGAGAGGAGAUACUGGAGGAGAUCAAACUUUACUUGAUGCGAUUUCGUGUUUCAGAAGAGUGAAGCAAGAGAAAGAGGAUUUAAAAGAGAAGUGGGAGAUGCUUCGUGAGAUUUGGAUGGAAAUGAUGGGAAAUGCAGCAAAAAAAUGCAAAGGGAGGGAGCAUGGCCAACAGCUUAGAAAUGGUGGAGAGUUCCUCACUCAUGUAUGGCUUCUCAUGGCACACUUUGGAUUAACCGACCACUUUCAGCUAUCAGACCAACAUCAUUAUGCAAAUGUGAUUGCAAAGUAGGUUAAGAGAGAGAAAGUAUGCCAUGGUAUUUGCUUAAUUAGUUUCACUUCACUCUGUUUUAUAAUAAUUAUUACUGGAUCCUGUGUGUAUGUGUGUACUUUAAUUAAGCUUUCAAAUAAACCAACUGUAUCUGUAUGUUUA